AUGACCUCCCUCCGCUCCUGGUUCCCCAUCCCCAAAGGCUCCCACUUCUCCCUCCACAACAUCCCCUUCGGCAUCAUCUCAACAUCGUCCUCCCCCACCCCCCACUGCGCCGUCGCCAUCGGCGCCCACGCCCUCGAUCUCGAAGCCUUCGCCGCGAACAAUGGCUUCUCCGGCCUCUCGACCAUCCAGCCCCACCAAUCCGUCUUCUCCUCGUCCUCCCUAAACGCCUUCGCCGCGCUCGGCCGCCCCAUCCACAGCGUCGUGCGCAAGUACAUCCAGAGCGUCUUCUCUGUCGACACGCCCUACGCCUCCGUGCUCAAAGACAACGACUCCCUGCAGAAAGAAGCGCUCAUCCCGCUCAAGGAUGUAACAACCCACCUCCCCAUGCGCAUAGGCGACUACACCGACUUCUACGCGGGUCUGAACCACGCCUUCAACGUCGGAGUCCUCUUUCGCGGCGCGGCCAACGCCCUGCAGCCAAACUACAAGCACCUCCCCGUCGGGUACCACGGCCGCGCCUCCAGCGUCGUCGUGUCUGGGACGCCGAUCCGGCGGCCGAGCGGGCAGAUCCUCGAGAAGCCUGGAGCCCAAGCGCCAAUCUUCUCAGCAUGCAGGAAGUUGGACAUCGAGCUCGAGCUCGGCUGCUUCGUGUGCAAAUCCAACAAAAUGGGUGAGCCGAUCCCGAUCGGGGAGGCGGAGAACAGCCUCUUCGGCGUGGUGCUCAUGAACGACUGGUCCGCGAGAGAUAUCCAGGCGUGGGAGUAUGUCCCCCUGGGUCCAUUCAACGCGAAGAAUUUCGGCACGACGAUUAGCGCGUGGGUCGUUUUGGCCGAGGCGCUGGAGCCGUAUCUGGCACGGUCGGCGGUCGAGAAUGAUGUUGAGCUGCUGCCGUAUCUAAGGGAGAAAAGAGAGGAGAAUGUGUAUGAUAUCAAGCUGCAGGUGGAUCUGAAGACGAAAUCCGACAACAAGACCACGAUAAGCAGAACAACGGCGCGGAACCUGCUUUUCUCGUUCCCGCAGAUGCUGGCGCAUCACUCGAUAACGGGCUGUCCGAUGCAGGUUGGUGAUUUACUGGGCUCGGGCACCAUCAGCGGUGUUGAGCCGAGCGAAAGGGGCAGUUUGUUAGAGCAGAACGAGAACGGUAAGGCGACUAUCAAGCUAGAAGGCGGCGAGGAGAGAAAGUUUCUCGAGGACGGUGACGAGAUCACUAUUACCGGCGUCUGCGGGGAGGACGAGGAGGCUUUGGUAGGCUUUGGCGAGUGUGUGGGGGCGAUUGAGCCUGCGCUGCAGUUCGAUUUCUAA
This is a messenger RNA of Coniosporium apollinis CBS 100218, 1302 nucleotides long. RefSeq names its product fumarylacetoacetase. The coding region runs from base 1 to 1302 and encodes 433 amino acids. NCBI's taxonomy places the organism in Eukaryota, Fungi, Ascomycota, Dothideomycetes. Gene Ontology annotation, molecular function: fumarylacetoacetase activity. The record is from RefSeq and is a predicted model, not a curated record. The transcript is spliced from 2 exons. Gene Ontology annotation, biological process: L-phenylalanine catabolic process; homogentisate catabolic process; L-tyrosine catabolic process.